This is a messenger RNA of Thecamonas trahens ATCC 50062, 1161 nucleotides long. RefSeq lists its product as uncharacterized. The record is from RefSeq and is a predicted model, not a curated record. The coding region runs from base 1 to 1083 and encodes 360 amino acids. Gene Ontology annotation, molecular function: protein binding. Lineage: Eukaryota; Apusomonadida; Apusomonadidae. The transcript has a single exon.
AUGGCAAUUGUGUCGCCGAUAGAGGCGCUUCCAACUGAACUCCUAUGGAGCAUUGCGUUUGAUGCUCGAGUCCUGGCGCCGUGCGAGGUGCUGGCGCUCUCGUUGAGCUCGAGGCGGAUGUGGGCGCGGCUGUUGGGCGACGACGGCGGCAAGAUGCGGACCCGGGCGCUGAUGGGCGGUGCGUGGUGCACCGAGCGGCAGAUGUGGCGAGCGGCGCGGCAUGCAGUGGCGGCUUGCGGCGAUGCAAUUCCGCUGUAUGCGGGCUGGGAAGCUGGCGAGUGCGCGGCCGAGUAUGAGUUUGAGGAGAUUGAUCCGUGCUCGAACCUGAUAUGGCACGUGCUCGGAGAGAUGUUCUCGAUGCCUGGCCCAGGAUCGGCUGGCGAUGACCGGAACGAAUGGCUAGCGCUGAUGCGGGAGCUGGUCAAAGUGCCGGGCUUUGUGCGGGCGGAGAGCUCGCACUUUGACGAGGACUGCUCGAUGAUGUUCUGGCGGCAUCCGCUCGAUUACCUGGCGGCGCUAGGAGAUGUCGACGCCGUCGAGCUAGCUCUUGCGCAUUCCGAGACUGAUGUGCAUGCACACGACCAUUCCGCAGUCCGGAUUGCGUGCUUGUAUGGCCACGUUGACGUGGCUCACCGUCUCCUGGAGGCGGUGCCGACUGGGCCGUGUUUUGACGGCGGACGGGUGCUCGCCACAGUGGCGACGCAGGCGAGCUGCGAGCUUGCCGCCGCACUUCUACGCGCUGGUACAGCGAGUGCUUCUGAUCUUGCGACCGCGGUGGAGAUGGCGGCGAGUGGGGGGAAUGUCGCGGUGCUGGCGCUGUUGCUCGACCGCGACGAUGUGGCCAUCUCGGAUGAUGGUGGAAGUGCGCUGGCACGCGCAGCCCGUAAUGGCAUGCUUGCAGCUGUGCAAAUGCUCCUCGCCCACGCCCACGGCGCGCACAUCUCCGACCUAGCCCUCGGCGAGGCCGUCGCCUCCCGACGGACGGCUGUUGUCGCCGCGCUCCUCGCCGACGGUCGGAUCUCAGUCUCGCCAUCUAUGGCCAGCACUCUUGCGGAGGUCUCUCCAGACACGAUGCUCGCCUGAUCCAACCAUGAUGCCAAGGCAUCGUGGCGCAUUGAAGAGGAUAGAGAGCACUACGGCGCGAGCGAGCGGACGAGGAAC